CCGACACCGACCAUAAUGUCCAGCCUCGCCCUCAGCCGAUGCAGCGCACGGCGGAUGAUAUCAUCCAAAAUUUUGCGCGAUAAUGUGACGCGUGGACGCACCAUUCCGGUCAUAUAUCGUCGGGCCAUCAGCUCAAGCACCCCUGCAUCCUCAUCACCCACCUACGUCGACCAGGUGCAAAGCGUUAAGACCAUGGAUCAAGUUCCUGCACCCAAGCCCACUCCCAAGCUCUCAGACUCGGUGUUCGAGAUGUUCUCCAUGAAGGGCAAAGUCGCAGUGGUGACGGGUGCCGGAACCGGUAUCGGAUACCAGAUUUGCAGAGCGUACGCAGAAGCAGGCGCUACCGUAGUCCUCGGAUACAACUCAUCCGCGAAGGCAGCAGAAGAGAAUGCAGCCACAAUCGCCAAGGAUUUCGGUGUAAAGACGAAGGCGAUUCAGAUCCCUCAGGCCGAUGCCGAGAAGGUAGAGCAAGCCAUCAAGUCGGUUGCGCAGGAGUUUGGGCGGCUUGAUGUGGUGGUCGCGAACGGCGGCAUAGGCGGAUCAUUCGACAUCGCGGGUGCUUCGCUCGAGGACUGGAGAAAGGUUAACAGCGUGAAUUACGACGGUGUCUUCUACCUUGCCCGAGUUGCCGGCACGAUCUUCAAGGCGCAGGGCUUUGGCAACUUCAUCGCGACCGCGUCCAUGUCCGGCCACAUCGUCAACAUCCCGAAGAACCAGGCGGCGUACAACGCCGGCAAGGCGGCUGUUAUCCACUUCUGCAAGAGCCUGGCGGUUGAGUGGAAGGACUUCGCGAGGGUGAACGUCGUCAGCCCCGGGUUCUUCGACACGAAGAUGGGCGCCGGGCCGGAGGUUUUGAAGACAGCGCACGAAAUGGCCGUUCUGGGUCGACAGGGCGACCCACGGGAACUCAAAGGAAUAUUCCUUUACCUCGCCAGUGACGCGUCAACGUUCACAACUGGUUCGGACAUCAUUGUGGACGGCGGUUAUGUUCUGCCAUGAGGCACUCAACGUUUUCACUACUCUGGUCUGUAUGGGUAAUGGAUUGAAUGGAAUAGCGUCUGUCACACUUGUGAUAUCUGACGUGGCCUGCGGUCUGUCCGGACUUGCCAUUGCACCGAAGUGUGUUCUCCAUAUUAUCGAAAGAUU
Messenger RNA from Punctularia strigosozonata HHB-11173 SS5, 1146 nucleotides. Its product is annotated as NAD(P)-binding protein. Lineage: Eukaryota; Fungi; Basidiomycota; Agaricomycetes; Corticiales; Punctulariaceae. The coding region runs from base 16 to 999 and encodes 327 amino acids. Gene Ontology annotation, cellular component: intracellular anatomical structure. Gene Ontology annotation, molecular function: oxidoreductase activity, acting on NAD(P)H, oxygen as acceptor. The record is from RefSeq and is a predicted model, not a curated record. The transcript has 9 exons.